Molecule: messenger RNA, 792 nt
Organism: Diorhabda sublineata
Lineage: Eukaryota; Metazoa; Arthropoda; Insecta; Coleoptera; Chrysomelidae
Product: syntaxin-12
Exons: 4
Coding region: 1-792 (263 amino acids)
Biological process (GO): vesicle fusion; vesicle-mediated transport; intracellular protein transport
Cellular component (GO): membrane; SNARE complex; endomembrane system
Molecular function (GO): SNAP receptor activity; SNARE binding
Source: RefSeq, a predicted model, not a curated record
AUGAAUCGUCAACCUCCGAUGUACGGAGCUAUAGAUCCCGCACCUCAAGUUGUUUUCAGUGACGAACGUAUAGUAGAAUUCAAUAACGUUACAGAAAGUGUCGCUACAAACAUCGAUACAAUAAAUUCCGGUAUAAAAACACUCGAAAACGCUUCAAACGUAAUCGGUACGUCAAAAGACAACCGCGGUCUUCGUAAUCAAAUACAUGUUACACAGCUAAGUACCAAUAGAAUAGCGUCUGUUAGUACUGAGCAAAUUAAAAAGUUGAAAUUACUAGUAGCUAAAGGUGAUAAAUCUAGAAAACUCCAAGUGGAUAGAUUGGAGGAAAGUUUUAAGGAAGCUGUUAAAAGAUAUUCUGAUUUACAAAAGAAAGUUGCUAAUAAACAAAAGUCUUAUCUACUGGUACCGGAAACCGUUGAAGACGGAGAAGUAGACGAGAAUGAAGACGAUGAAAAACAACUUCAAGCGAGAAAAACGAGAGAAUUGGCUUUCGAGCAAGAAUUUAUCGAAGAAAGAGAAAGAAGAAUCAAGCAAAUAGAAUCUGAUCUUCUGGAUAUUAACCAGAUAACGAGAGAAUUGUCUUCGGUGGUGCUAAGUCAAAGGGAUGCUAUAGAUGAUAUCGAAAGAAAUAUUGAUAGUACCGGUGUGAAUGUUGAAUAUGGGGCGAAGGAAGUAGCGAGUGCUGCGAGAUAUCAAAAUAGAAGUAGAAAAAAGUUGGUGAUUCUUGUUGGGAUCGCUCUAGUGUGUGCCGUUGUUUUAAUCAUUAUUUUAGCAGUAGAAUUGAAAAAAUGA